GUUGUAUGUGUCACCAUGAAACACCAGUCUAUCUCCCGAUGGCUGAGCCAGCUGGGACUGCCACAGUACUGCACAGCGCUGGAGCAGGAAUAUGAUGGUGUAGAGGACCUGCUUCACAUCUCAGAAUAUGACCUUUUGGAGCUUGGAGUCCACAAUCACCUCCACCGUCUGCACCUUCUUACUUCUCUACGCCUCCUGCAGGAGCGGGAGAGGAGGAGAGAGCUUAGGAUGAUGGCAGAAGGGCGGUUUGCCAGUCUUCCCCGGUCCCUCCAUACACACCACACCCUAGCUGGAGGCCCGGCCCACCCUGGAGUACCCAGCAGCUCCCUGGGUGCCCCCAGCAGCAGCACCUGCUCCUCCAGGAGGCUCCAGGCCUCCAUCACCUCCUCCAUGGACCUCCUCACCUCUAGACCUGGUCUGCCUCCAGGGCAGGGCGGCAGUCUAUCAGAGAUGCCCUCUACCGCCUACCAGCCAAUCUCCAUUCAUGGAACUCUGCCUCGACGCAAGAGAGGAGGUGUCAACCUCCCCCAUGGAAGCUAUACUUGGGACCCGAAAACCAAUCACACUCAGCCGUUACUUUGCGGGAACACAUUGCUGGCUCCUGGACACAUCCACAAACCCAUGCCCUCCUCACUGGUCCAAAAUGUCAUUGAUGACUUCCAUGGUUACAGGGAGCCAGCUGCCGGCCUGGACGCCACAGUGGACUAUGUUAAGUUCUCCAGAGAUCAGUUCAUCCUGGACUGUCCCUCAGAGAAACUUCGCAGAGAGCUCGAGGAAGAGCUGAAGAUGAACUGUGAGGAGCCGAGGAGCCAUGCAUGGUACCACGGGGCAAUUCCCAGACAGGUUGCAGAAAAGUUGGUGCAGCGUGAUGGAGAUUUCUUGAUCCGUGAUUCAAUGUCCAGUCCAGGAAGUUACGUUCUGACCUGCCAGUGGCGAAAUGCUGCUCAGCACUUUAAAAUCAACAAGAAGGUAGUGAUGCUGAAUGAAGCUUACUCCAGAGUAGAGUACCGACUAGAAAGAGAAGGGUUCGACAGUGUUCCUGCACUCAUUAGAUACUAUGUUGGCAACAGAAAACCUGUCUCACAGGUGGUAGGGGCCAUCAUCUUCCAGCCAAUCAACAGAGGGCUGCCGCUGCGCUGCUUGGAAGAAAACUACAGAACGUCAGGAAACCAACGAGAGGCUGGGCUGAUGGCGCAGGAGAGGCGGAGUCAGAAACGUCUUAGCCUCAACAUCACCAACGGACACACAAACGACAACACACACACCGUGCAUGAGAGCACACACUCCCAGGACAACGGCUUGAUCCGAGGCAACCAGCUCAGGUUGAAGGAUCGCUGUGGAAGCCAACCAGCAAGUCUCAAUCAAGUCCAAGAGAGGCGACGCCCACUCAAGGCGCACCAAUCAGAGAGUUUCUUACCUCUUGGAUCCAAGCCACAGUCCCAGCAGUCCCCCGAAGCUCUUCUUCCCAGCCCCAACCCCAAGUCUCCAGUGUUUCGGACAGGAAGUGAACCAGUGCUGAGCCCCUCUGUUCCACGGAGACCAGCAGAGCUUCUAGCAGGCCAGGCGAUCCGAGGCUCAGACAGCCAGCUGUGUCCCAAACCGCCUCCCAAACCCAGCAAAGUGCCCCUGGCUCGACUGGCUCGCUCCCCCUGCCUUCAGCCCCCGGUUCCCCUCUCCAGCUCCUCCAGCCUCACAGACACCUCCACCACCUCCCCCAACCUCACUACACCUCCUCUGGACUCCACAUGUCUGGAAACUGCUGGUUCUUCUUGGAGGAGUGGAGCUACCACAGGUCCUCCUGUUCCUCCAGUGAAACCUCUAAAGUUCCAACAUCAGCUCCUCCCUGCAGACGCCCACAGCUCCUCCGGUUGUGGAGUUUCACCUGCUAAAGACGUUCAGUAUCCUGAUCCAGAGGUGGUAGUAGGACGGACUGACCGGCUGCAGCCGAGUCCUACAGACCUGAGGUCCUGCAGCCCGCUGGAGUGGGAGCAACCAAAGUCUUCAAACCUCAUCUCAGACCACAACCUUGACCUUCAGCUGCCGCUCUGCAGCUACGUGGAGAGGCUGAAGAGAGAGGGGGAGAGGGGGAGAGAGGAGGACAGGGAGGAGGAGGAGGGAGGACGAAGAGGACUAGACAGAAGCUCCUACCAUCACGCCAUCGCAGCCUUAGAAAACACCAGCGAGGAAGAGGAGGAGGAUGCAGGGAGGGAGGAGGAAGAGGAUAACAGCAGGGAUUUGAAGAGGAGUAGUUUUCAACGGCCGAUUGUAGAGACGGAGUCGACGUUCAGGCCGGCAGACUUCGGAUCUCGGCUUCUGCCACCAGAAAACAAACCGCUGGAGAUGGUGGUUCUGAAGAGAUCGAAGGAGCUGCUGCUCAGCCACAAUCACCACAGUAUCGCCAGACACCUGCUGAUGGCCGACUGCCAGGUUGCGAGGAUACUUGGAGUGACUCCAGAGCUUAAAGGUCAGAUGGGCGUGUCGUCUGGUCUGGAGCUGGUGACUCUGCCGCACGGACGACAGCUGAGGCUGGACCUGAUGGAAAGGCACCACACCAUGGCGAUCGGCGUUGCUGUGGAUAUCCUGGGAUGUACCGGCAGCGUUGAGGAGCGAGCGUCCACCUUAAAUCGCAUCAUCCUCGUUGCGAUGGAGCUGAAGGACACCGUGGGAGAUCUGUUCGCUUUCACAGCUCUGAUGAAAGCUCUGGACCUGCAACAGAUCAGCCGUUUGGAGGAAACAUGGACGACUCUACGGAGGAACUUCACCCAAACCGCCAUCAACUACGAGAAAAUACUGAAACCGUUCUACAAGAAUCUGUAUGAAGGCUCAGCCUCCUCCCCUCCGGUGGUCUGCGUCCCCCUCCUGCUGCCCCUCCUCACCUUGAUGGAGCGUCCGUCAAUCACGCCUGAGGGGGCGGAGCUCUGGGAGACCAGUGACCAGGGCUGUGACAUCAUGCUGCGCCACCUGGAGGCGGCACGCGACGUCGCUCACAACGCAAAGAGCUACACAGACAACGCACGGGCCAUCUUAGAAGGGUUUCAGUGCGACGACGACCUGCUGGAAGUGUUUAAGACGGACUUUCAGCUGCGGCUGCUGUGGGGAAGCCGUGGAGCUGCGGUCAACCAAUCAGAUCGCUACAACAAAUUCAACCUCAUUCUUACUGCGUUGUCACGGAAACUGGAGCCCCCACCUAAAACACAAACCUUAAUCUGACUUUAUCAAAGCAAACACAUACAGGACGCACUUUUUACACGAAAAGUAACAUCAGGUGGAUCAGAGAGCAGCUGUGAAUGGAAAGAGAGAAGAAAACUCUAAGGAGGCAGGAAGUUACACACAGAUCAACAUCAAACACACCAUCUCCUGCAGCAGAAGUCACUGAACGCACCACGAGGAAAAAACCAGCAGCUCAAGAAAACUCUCCAGAACUGAGACAGCAACAUCCAGUCUGAUGUUCAGCUUCAUGUGGAUGUUCUCUGACACAAAGAGAGCUGCAGCCACUUCACAGUCUGAUAACUCUGAUCCUUUAGUAUUUACAGCAUCUGUUGAAAGAGAAAUCUGUCUCUUUUUGUUCUGUGUUUUCAGUUUAACUCCAGUCCUGGCCUCACUGUCAGCUCAGUUUCAUUCAUAAAGUCAAAUAUCACUAAGUUAGCCGACAGUCUGAGAACAGAAGGAAACAUAAAAACCCUGAGGAUGAGCAACAUGAUGAACGGACAUGGAGAAGAUACCGUCUGUAGCUAGAUCAGCUGUUUCAUAGCGAUCUACAGAAACCUGCAGAAACAAGACACACCUACAGUCAGCAUUGAUCUCAAACAGAGAAGGCAGACAUCCAGGAAAUCCACAACAUCUCAGCACUGUUUGCUCAUUAUGCACCACCUCCUCAUAGAAUAAACAAUCAAUCUUACACAUGUAGGCACAGGAAGUACAUCAGGACGUGUUCGAACCAUAAUUCACUUUAAAUGAAAUGACUUCAUAUGAUGGUUGUUUAACUUUUUAAGAUGAUUUAGGUUUAAAAGGUUUUUAUGAGUCUAAUGUGGGACACUGGUUGGUCUCUGAGGGGCUGUUUGCAGUUGACUGUGACAAGUAUGCUCUUAAUUUCUAUCAUGUUAGUUUUACUCCAAGGUUUAUGUUCCUAAGAUCAGGAGACACAAGUCACAAAUUCCUGUCAACAAAUCAAAAAAUAACGGUUUUAAACUAGCCUCUACUGUUGAAAUGGAGUGAGAGGUAAAUGUGAGAACAGAGACUAAAGACAUUCGUUGACACAUUGCUGCUGCUUCCUUUCUUUAUAGACAUCGUAGUUUAUUGAUAUUUCUUUUGUCAAGGCAAGGCAAGCAAAAAGACUGUAAAUAGCUUCUGUGAUUAGUGACUACGACAGUAAGAGUCAAGUAACAGGAGGUUAUUUUAAAGAUCUAUGUGUGACGUUUGAUACAAAAGCACUCGUUUAGUUUGCUGCUGGAUUAUCAAGCAGUUCAGAUAAAUAACAAAUAUAUAUACACGACUGUUCAAAAGUUUGGGGUCACCAUGACAUUUCAUGUUUUCCAUGAAAACUCACCAUUAGCUAACACAAUGUAGCAUUAGAACACAGGAGUGAUGGUUGCUGGAAAUGUUCCUCUGUACCCCUAUGGAGAUAUUCCAUUAAAAAUCAGCCUUUUCCAGCUAGAAUAGUCAUUUAGCACAUUAACAAUGUCUAGACUGUAUUUAUGAAUCAUUUAAUGUUAUCUUCAGUGAAAAAAAAAAGCUUUUCUCCCAAAUUAAGGACAUUUCUCUGUGACUCCAAACUUUUGAACAAUAGUCUACAUCAGGGGUGUCAAACUCAGUUCCUGGAGGGCCACUAUCCUGCAUGUUUUAGAUGUUUCCCUCUUCCAACACACCUGAUUCAAAUGAUCAGGCUUAUUAUCAGGCUUCUGCUGAGCUUGAUGAUAAGCUGAUCAUUUGAAUCAGGUGUGUUGGAAGAGGGAAACAUCUAAAACAUGCAGGAUAGUGGCCCUCCAGGAACUGAGUUUGACACCCCUGGUCUACAUAUUUUUUUAAUUUUAACAGCAAGCCAUUUUUCUUUAAAUCAGCAGAUGAUUCACAAAGUCCACAGUAAAUACAGUUUUACUACAUUUUGACAGGAGUAGAGAAUCUGAUCCAAACUUUCUGUCCAUGUGAAUACGUAGCGACAAGCGUCUGUUCUAGUAGAGAAACUCAAAAUCAGUGAAAUAUGUUAACAUGAGACUAAAGCUGUACAUAUUGAAGCAUGUUGAUAAUAGACUGUACAUACUUUCUGUAGAAGACUGUAAAAAAACAAGAUGUUGGAGAAUUUUAAUAUGUUUAUAUUAUUAUGGACUACUGUGGUAAGAUUUAAUAAAGAUGAUAUAUGAUCUGA
Molecule: messenger RNA, 5362 nt
Organism: Acanthochromis polyacanthus (spiny chromis)
Lineage: Eukaryota; Metazoa; Chordata; Actinopteri; Pomacentridae
Gene: bcar3
Product: BCAR3 adaptor protein, NSP family member
Exons: 18
Coding region: 16-3210 (1064 amino acids)
Biological process (GO): positive regulation of peptidyl-serine phosphorylation; small GTPase-mediated signal transduction
Molecular function (GO): guanyl-nucleotide exchange factor activity; phosphotyrosine residue binding
Source: RefSeq, a predicted model, not a curated record